Molecule: messenger RNA, 1967 nt
Organism: Calidris pugnax (ruff)
Lineage: Eukaryota; Metazoa; Chordata; Aves; Charadriiformes; Scolopacidae
Product: signaling lymphocytic activation molecule-like
Exons: 7
Coding region: 497-1696 (399 amino acids)
Source: RefSeq, a predicted model, not a curated record
CAGCUUCCACAAGAAAAGUCCCGCCCAAAGGUUUCUGGAGCUGAGGGACCUCGAGGGAGGUGGGUGCCAUGGCGUGCACCAACUGCAGGCUUUGGCCAACAGCCACCAAGCAUCGCUUCCCUCUGGACUGCUCUGGUGUCACUGGGACUUCUUCAGGCUGGUCCCACCACUGCCAGAACCCUUCUCCCAAGGACCAGCAUCUCCACUGGACUGGGACCAUGAGCACCUUGCCCUGCUUGAGGCAGCUCAGCUCCACGGGGUGAUGAUCCACUGCUCUGGCUGGUUGUCGUUGUGCCAAAAUUCUAUUGGCACAGGAGCCUUAAAUCAGGAUUUGGCCGUCACACAAGCGGUGCCCGAUGCUGGAGGACUCCGAGACUGAUGCAAAUGAAAACCUUCUCGCCUUACUCUGGGAAGGAGAGAGCAGGGAGGAAGAGCAGAGGAAGACAACGCUUCCCCUCCAGCUCCUGAGCCGAGACCUCAACCCGCAUCCUUAGGAAUGGAUGACAUGGGGCUGGGGGUUGCUCCUGUGGUCUUGGGGAUGGUGCUAUGGGGUGGGCACGAGGCAGAGCUGGCACUGAGUCCCCACGUGCAGCCUGACUCCUCUUCCCACCUGCCCCUGCUCGUUGAUGCAGGAUGUGGUGGAUCACCCAGACUUCAAGCAUGCGGGAUGGGCUGCGGAGCGAGGGAGAUGGUGUUGGGCACCUUGGGGAAGGCGACGCUAUUGCAGAUCCCUCUGGAACUCCAGAACCUCACCCUGAGCUUCGGGGAGGCCCUCUGGAAACGGGACACAGAGGACCCACAGAGGAAGCGGGUCCUGCUUAAAUACUCGAACGGCAACUACACCAACUACAUGGAGAGACGAACUCGCUUCCACAUGGUCAACUUCUCCCUGGAGAUCCUGAACACCAGCCGGGAGGACAGUCAACUCCACGAGUACAUAGUCAACAAGGGGUCGGAGGAGAAAGUCUGGCAGAUCCAGCUGCAGGUGUAUGAACCAGUGUCCAACCCCAGCAUCCAGGUCGUCAACCGGGAACUGACCAACAGCAGCUGCACCGUCACCCUCAACUGCACGGCGGAGCGAGGGGACAACAUCUCCUACAGCUGGGAUGGUGGGGACACCAUCGCCUCUGGGCUCUGCUCCCACAACGGCAGCGUCCUCCACCUCUCCUACCCUCUGCAGGACGCCAGCAUCUCCUGCUUCUGCACGGCCAGCAACCCCGUCAGCCAUCACCUGAAGGUCAUCACCUUCAACUCCUCCAAGUGCAGCGACGAGCAAGGGGACAGCGCCGGGGUGAAGACGGGGCAUCUCGUGCUGAUGGUGGUGGUACCUAUCAUCGCAGUGGUGAUGCUCACUGGGGUCUUCGUGGUCACCCACUUGUCCGUUUCCAGCGCUGUCCAGGAGCAGCAGCAGCCACCACUGGCCGAGGACAACACGGUACACACCAUCUACUCCCAGGUGCAGCGGGUGGAGAAGCAGAAAGGGCUCCCCGUCACCGAGCACCCCUCCUGCACCACCAUCUACGCUGCAGCCACCGGCUUGCCCCCGGACACGGCCCCGUCCCCCCGCAGAGCCCCCCGUCAUCCUCACAGCCCCCAGACACAGCCCCCCGCCCAUCAGGGCCACUUGUCCCUCUCACAGAGCCCCGACAAGGAGCCCACGACGGUUUAUGCCAGCGUGAUGAUGCCCGUGGCCUGAGCAUCUCCAGGCAGGGGGGACCCCCUCUGUUUGCUAGGCACCCACAUUGACAUUCCCAGCUGGAGAAAACCCCACUCAUCCCUGGGGAAUGGGGGCAAAACCCUCCGGCGUGGGCUGACCCCCACCCACAGCUCAACCGGGGAUGCUCCGAAGGCUGCGGAGGCUGCUCCGAAGGCAGGGAUGAGGCAAAGCAGGAAUCUCCCCGGAGUAUGGCUGAGGGCGGCUGGGAAGAUGCUGAAGGACCAGGAGAGGAUGGAGGGGCUAUGGAUAC